CCGCAACAAUAAUAGUUUUGUCUACAACACUCAUGGAAUCAUAUUUUCAUUACUUCUCCUAUUCAUUCACCUGCCUUAAAAGGUUUGCAGCUGGUCCACAAUGCCUUCGAUUUGCCCAACAAGCUCUGAACUCCUAGCUCUCAACGAUGAUGACUUGGUUUUCCUACAUAGGAGUGACAACAAGAGACACUUGCUUCGAGAUAUCAAUAUUAAUCUCAAGUAUUUUGGCCAUUUUGAGAUUGAACAUCAGAAUGGUCCUGGAAAAUUAAAGGUUUCGCGGUGGCAACCAGGGACGACAUCACUCUGCGGCUCGUGCUCGUUCUGCCUACUUUUGGACCAAGGAGUGCAAAGUUCGCUCGGCUCCCGCUUCUGGCCAUGGAAAGACAUUGCAAGACUUAUGCGAGACAAGAAGCAAAUGAAUGUUGAGUUUGGAGUUCAUCUCAAUAGCUUCGCAUACAUCAAAGACACUUCUCCGUGGGCUGACGGACAGGAGAGCUUGAAAAUUUGGAGCGUAAAUUCAGUUUUCUUGAGUGGACAGUUUUCUCUACACUCUGAUUUGGAAUGGAACAACAUAGCGGCAAUUCUGGACAGUGCACUAGCUCAUAGAUUAGUGGAACUUGAGUUUGAAAUCUUCGCGGACCAGAGCAACUCGCUUGCACAGUUCUUGGAUAUCCAUCGGAAGCCACUUGAUGCAUCGCCUCUUUCAGAGAAGAAUGUUUCCAAUAUGAGGAGAUGGAUGAAGGAUUGCGAUGAAGAUCAUGAAUGGUGUUCUAUGGCUUCGUGGAUACCGACGGCAGAACAUCCCAGCUUCCUCCCAACACGGCUUAUUGAUGUGGGAAAUCCGAAUACUGGGGUCGAACCACGUCUCAUCUUAAGCAACACCCUUCCAAGAUCGGGAAACAGCCAAGUCAACACAUCGAAAUAUGUAGCCCUUAGCUACUGCUGGGGCUCUCCAGAGGAAUCGAGCAGACUGUUGAAAACGACACACUCCACAAUGCGCGAGUGGAUGAACAGUAUAAACUUCGGCACGCUACCACUCGCACUACAGGAUGCCAUCACGGUAGCACGAACACUGGAAGUCCAGUAUAUCUGGAUUGACAGUUUAUGCAUCAUACAAAACGACUCGGAAGACUGGCAAAUCGAGUCCAGCCGAAUGGCUGACAUAUUCAGCAACGCCUAUCUCACCAUUGUGGCAGCCACGGGCGACUCUUGUCACGACAGCUUUCUUUACCGACAACCCAAUCAACUGACUUGCGAUGUACAAGUACAUUCCGAGACUUUUGGUUUGGAGGCAGGCAAGUUCAGUCUCCGUUCCAGACGACCCAGAGGAACGGAGAAGAUGUCUGAGAUUAUUGGAAGUAGAUGGAUCACUCGAGGAUGGACCUUCCAAGAAGAGCGUUUAGCAAGACGUGUUCUGAUGUUUGGCAAAAACAAGUUCUUCCUCGACUGCCGGACCAUUGAGAGGGCGGAGGAUACCGAGAACUACAGAUUACGACCAGACUGGGUCGGAAGUGUGUGCGGAAUUCCUAUAGAGGAGAACGGAGCAAUUCGAGCAUCGAAAUAUUCUCAGAUGAGAUCCUCCAGUGACCACUGGCAGACAUUAUGUAGCCACUACACCUAUCGAGAACUUACGUUCGCUGCGGACAAACUGCCUGCCAUAUCGGGUAUUGCAAAUAGAUUCUCGGAGAAGCUUGGAGGGGUCUAUCUUGCUGGACUAUGGAAGGAUUACCUGAUGCAUGAUCUUUUCUGGUACUGCGCAUACCCCGCGACAAAACCGGAACAAUACCGAGCUCCAUCCUGGUCAUGGGCUUCAGUAGACUUGAAAAUCUCGUAUCCCUUCUGGCGGACCUGUGAGUCGAAUGGGUGUGAGAUGUAUUGCACCAUUCUUGACGCUCAAGUUACGAAUCACGGACUCGAUCCAUUCGGCGCUGUUGAUGAUGGAUUCCUGAAGAUGAAGGGCAGGCUACUCGAAUUACAAGCUCGUCAGAUACCGGACAGAAAGAUGUCCCUGCCACAGUGGAGCCUUCAUUUACAAGACAUUGAGGUCGCUCAAGCUACCCCUGAUACGGAAAUGCUCGAAAUCGGAGACUCGAGAGACUACUGGGCUCUGCUGUUUGCAAAAUGUAAGGGAAGUGAGGGAAGCAAAGCACGCAAAUCCCAAGCGAGAGGACUCUUGCUUCAAAAGUUUGAAGCGGAUCGUGAAGGACUGCCUACAUUCCAACGAAUCGGAGUGUUCUAUGUUGCGCUGACGUUUUCUGAGCAACAUGGUUCGGCUGUCGAUCUUUGGAGGAAUUCAGCUGAUGAAAGCACCAUCCUGAUCAUCUGACGCUCUCUCACUACAAGAAUAUUACAUUAUCUAAGAUGGGAUAUUUUUGAUGUGGCGCAUCCUCCGACCUGCUGCAUCCAAUGUGACAUGCAUUCAUUUCCAAUUCCGAUCCUCAUUCCAACCAUGAAUCAAUAUUAAGUAUCUCGACGAGAUCCUUAUUCAGAUUCAAGUUUCCUACAAAAGGAAAGCAAGAGCAAGAACUCCAGAGAGUCCAGCGGCGCCAGCCUUCAGCGAAGAAGCGGCACCAGUGAACUGUACGCUGGAUGUGGUAGCAGAUGGUGCCUCCACAGUGGUAGGGGUGGAAGCAGCGCUGGAAGUGGCCAAAGUGGUUCCGGAUCCAGCCUGGCAUGCAGCGAAAUCCGCCGCACACUUGGACUGGUUACGGUCUCCUCCAUCCUCACCGUUGCGGCACUUGUUGUACUUGUCCUGGCAAGCGUCGACUGGAGUGGUGCUAGGCGCUGGAGCAGCUGUAGUUUGAGAAGCCUGGGGGCCCUGGCAUGCGGCGAACUCAGCGGCGCAGCGGGACUGGUUGCGAUCUCCUCCAUCCUCGCCGUUGCGGCACUUGUUGAACUUGUCCUGGCAGGUAUCCACUGGAGCAGGGACAUAGGUGGGAGCAGCUGGCGUGGUAGAGGCCGUAGGUCCUUUGCAUGCGGCGAAUUCGGCUGCGCAUCUCGAUUGGUUGCGGUCUCCACCAUCCUCUCCGUUUCUGCACUUGUUGAAUUUAUCUUGGCAGGUGUCGACUGGAGCGGUGCUGUAAGUUGGAGCAGCUGGCGUGGUGGCGGUAGGCCCUUUGCAUGCAGCAAACUCGGCUGCACAUCUGGAUUGGUUGCGGUCGCCACCGUCCUCUCCGUUACGGCACUUGUUGAACUUGUCCUGGCAAGUAUCGAUUGGGGUGGUGCUUGGAGUAGAAGGAUAGGUCUUGGUGGAUGUGCUUGCUUGGCAGGCAGCGAAUUCAGCUGCGCAUCUAGACUGGUUGCGGUCACCGCCGUCCUCUCCAUUACGGCACUUGUUGAACUUGUCCUGGCAAGUAUCGACUGGAGUGGUACUUGGGGUGGAGGGAUAGGUCUUGGUAGAUGUGCUUGCUUGGCAAGCAGCAAAUUCGGCUGCGCAUCUGGACUGGUUGCGAUCGCCUCCAUCUUCUCCGUUGCGGCACUUGUUGAACUUGUCCUGGCAGGUAUCAACUGGGGCUGUUGGGUGUGGAGCAUAGGUCGACGUGAUUGUUGAAGUGGUCAUGUAAACAGAAGUAUGUGUCGAGGCGCCAGAGGUCAUGUAAGUGGUUGCUGGGCAGACAGUGGUGUACACAGUGGUCCCAGCACCUGUGGUGUUAGAGCCGUACUGGGCUGAAGCAGCUGCAGCAAGAGCUGCCACGAGGGUGAUUGAGCGGGCGACCAUUUUGAUAGCGAAUGUGGUUACUUUGCAAAGUGAAUGAAUUUAGAGCAAUCGAUGAUUUACUUGUAGCGUGGGCAGAAGCAUGGAAACUGAUCGAUACUUAUACGUAAACCUCGAAAGCAUUUCAUCACUCGCCACAUAACAAUGCCAAGAGUGUAGAACUAUAAUACGAGGCAACAAAACAAGCGAAUACAACAACCGAGGCAAUUAGCUGGAGAAUGUUACAGUACUAAAGUGACUAGCGCAAGAUAAACAUCUUUUCAUACGCC
Messenger RNA from Cadophora gregata, 3984 nucleotides. RefSeq lists its product as uncharacterized. NCBI's taxonomy places the organism in Eukaryota, Fungi, Ascomycota, Leotiomycetes, Helotiales, Ploettnerulaceae. The transcript has 2 exons. The record is from RefSeq and is a predicted model, not a curated record. The coding region runs from base 101 to 2326 and encodes 741 amino acids.